AUGGAAGAGGCUGCUUGUGAAACACCUAGCAUAUAUUCUAAUGUUGUCAAGAACAAGAUUAUGGUGUACAAAAGAAUGACCGUUGCGCAAUGGAAAGAAGAGAGAGCUAGGGAGGUCGCUAAGGAGAAAGCUUCAAGGAUACCUGUGUCAGACACACCAGUCACGAAACCUGACGAACCACCAAAGCCUAUCGAGACAGGUCUUAGCUCAGAAGAAGAAUUGGCCCUACUCCCAAGAUUGUAUACUCCCGUACACGGAUUAUCACAACACGGAUAUGUCACGAAUAUUCCCACCGAUGCAGAAAUUGAAAAGGCAAAGAUCGGUAUAGAGGCAUCCAAAGGUUGGGAAGUUUGCGAUCGUUGUAAAACCCGUUUCCAGAUCGUUCUUCCCUUGAUCCCAAAGCCAAACGGGAAAAGAAAUGGCGUUGCUGUGAUCAAAAUAUUGGAGACACUUCCCGGAUGUACCACAGCUGAACAUCACGUUUUCAAAGUGAGCGAAGCGAAACGUUUAGCCACGGUCUUAAAUUUCGAAAAAACUCCUGAAAAUGAAGCAAACUCUUCUAUUCCUACCCAACCCAUCUGUAUCGAUUGCGAGAUGGGUUACACAGUCCACGGCCUCGAACUCAUCCGCUUAACAGCCACCUCCUGGCCCUCGGGCUCAUCUCUCCUCGAUAUCCUCGUCCGUCCUUAUGGCGAAAUCCUCGAUCUCAAUUCACGCUAUUCAGGCAUCUACCCCCAAGACAUCACCUCCGCAGUUCCCUACUCAUUCCCAGGCUCCCAACUCCUCGCCGAAAGCAAAGGCAAACUCCGAAUCGUCGAUUCCCCCGCCAUAGCGCGAAGCCUCCUCUUUUCCUUCCUCACCCCCUCCACCCCCAUCAUCGGUCACGGUCUCGAAAACGAUCUCAACGCUACCCGAUUCAUCCAUCCCACAAUCAUAGACACGGCUUUACUCUUCCCUCAUAAAGCAGGUUUACCCUUUCGCAAUGGUCUGAAAAUGCUCAUGCAGUCUUUGCUAAAUCGAAAUAUUCAAAUGGUUACCUAUACCGAGGGAAAGGUCGAUGGUCAUGAUAGUGAAGAAGAUGCGAAUGCGGCGGGUGAUUUGGUUAGAUUUCGUAUUGGGAAGGAGUGGGAGAGGAUGCAGAGAGCGGGGUGGAAAUUAAAAAAUGGCGUUUUUGAACCCCCUGAAAUUGUAAGUGCGCUUGGGAAAGGAGGAAAGUGGAUAAAGGAGGGAGGUCAUGAUGGGAGGAAUGGGAAUGAUGGAAAUGAUGGGGAAGAAGAAGAAAAUGAACAGGAGAUUAAAGAUGAGAGGAUCUUCGUAUCUGUAUCUGCAUCUGCGGGUUCAAAGAGAAGUAGAGAGGAUAUGGAAGGGUGA
Sclerotinia sclerotiorum 1980 UF-70 is the source of this 1371-nucleotide messenger RNA. RefSeq lists its product as hypothetical. Gene Ontology annotation, cellular component: nucleus. Gene Ontology annotation, molecular function: exonuclease activity; nucleic acid binding. Bases 1 to 1371 code for a protein of 456 amino acids. The transcript is spliced from 2 exons. The record is from RefSeq and is a predicted model, not a curated record. NCBI's taxonomy places the organism in Eukaryota, Fungi, Ascomycota, Leotiomycetes, Helotiales, Sclerotiniaceae.